AACGGUAGACUUGACAACUUAUUGGAGAACAUCAGAGAGUUACCGAUUUCGACGUGAUGCUGGCUGCACUCACCUUCCCAGUAACACAAUCUUCGCAAUGGUAGCGGACCUGGAGCGUAGAAACUAUGGAGCGCUUGGCCUUGAAAUCGAGUUCCACCAGGUAGCGGGCCUGGUGCGUAGAAACCACGGAGCACUUGUUCUGGAACUCCAGUUGCACCAGGAAGCGGACCCGGAGCGCAGGAACCACGGAGAACACAUCGGACGAGCAGGGGGACGAACAGAACGAAGGUGGUCGGAGAUGGUUGGAGAUGUUCGGAAAUGGCAGGAGGUGGUAGGCUCCGGUAGGAGGUGGUAGGGGGUGGUAGCAGGCCGUCGGCGAUGGCAGGAGGUGGCAGGGGAUGGCAGGCUGUCGUAGGGGGUGGUAGUGCUGGAAAAUCUGCGCCACCAUGUUGAAUUUCAACUCUGUAGUUAAUGUGCGGAAACUGGCACACCAUCCCUUCAUUAUCUUUGAAUGAGGAUGAUAGCAGAUAAUAGCCACUACGGUCGAAAAAGAAUAUGCUUAAACUCUCAAAAUCGCCGCCAAAAUCCUUGUCAACAACUGAAGUAACAGUCAUUGACCGAUAUUCAUUCAACGUGACGGUCAACGAAUGUGUCAGUCUACAAAAGAAUAAGUGCUUUAAUUAUUAAAUGCACUUUUUAGUUAUUAAUAUUUUGCGAAAUUAUUACUACGUCCGCUUCAGUAAACGCCUUAUCGUGCGAAUAUCUCAACCCAAAUAAAUAAUGAAACCAAAUUUAAGUUUGAAUAAACGUAACAAUCAUGUUCUCGUAACAUUUGUGAUAUGUGCAUCUUCAGCCAACGCCAAAUCACAGUGGAGCCAUUGCAUGGAGUGAAAAAAGUUGAUCUUUUCCUUCAACAACAUGAAUAUACAUCGGCGGGAUAUUUUAUUAGUGCGCAUUGACUAAAGAACAUACUUCAAUCAAUAUCAUACGUUUAGUUACACGGAAAUUCGCUCUCGCCAGUUUUUUGAGUAUAUUCGAUAGUCGAUUAACAUUCGAGAGUUGUGAGCCGCGAUUCACCAUGAGUGGUAGCCGGUGGGGAUAGUGGAAAAGAAUAGGAUCGUUGCGCAGGGUGUACUUGCUUUGGGCUGUUGCUUGGAUAAUUUCAAUAAAUUUUAGUUAAUCUUUAUGAGUGAUACAGUAUAAUUCUAGUUACAAAAAUGAGCGGCAAACAAGGACGUGAGCUAGCUCUGUCAAUGCUCCGAGUACUGCCCCGCGUAACUUUGGCGAACAUCCGAGAUAAUCCCGGCUCGAGACAAACUAAAAAAAGAGGCAGAGCUCAGCAUGGAGGUGAUUAUCAUGGAGCUGGAAAUAAGGGAUCAGGUCAAAGGCAAAACUACAUGCGACCUGGUUACGAAACUGGAAAUAAUCCAUUUUACUUGAGAUUCGGUUAUGAGCCAUAUUACAAAGGGCAUCACCUGCGGAGACAGUACCCACCUCUGUCUUUAUCCAAACUUCAACAGUUCAUAGAUACUAACAGAAUAGAUGCUUCGAAACCUAUAGAUCUCGCAGCUCUACUGAAUACUGGACUUUAUCAUAUAACGCCACACAUGAAACAUGCAGGAGUUCACCUCACUGAUGAGGGGGCCGAUGAGUUUCAAGGAAAAGUUAAUAUAGAAGUUCAGUGGGCAUCAGAGCCUGUAAUCGCUGCCAUUGAAAGAAAUGGAGGAGUGAUUACAACAACCUACUAUGAUCAACAGAGUUUGCAUGCUGUAUUGAAUCCCAGAAAAUUUUUCGAGAAAGGUGAGGCAAUUCCAAGAAGAAUGUUGCCCCCCAUGGAUUGCUUAGAAUAUUAUUCAAGUGCAGAAACGCGUGGAUAUUUAGCAGACCCAGAAAAAGUAUGUCAUGAGCGCUUGGUACUAGCGCAAAAGUAUGGCUAUAAUCUUCCAAAAAUUGAGGAAGAUCCUCAAUAUGAAAUGCUGUCUGAACGUAAAGACCCUCGUCAAAUAUUCUACGGACUCGAGCCAGGUUGGGUCGUCGUUCUCAAGGACAAGGCAAUCUUGAAACCGAAAGCCGAUUAUUUGAAAGAAUUUUACCAAAAUUAAUAACCCGUGUAUUUAUAGUUCCUUAAUAAAAAUAUAUACAGUAGAA
Messenger RNA from Neodiprion virginianus, 2148 nucleotides. It is a transcript of the gene mRpL15, whose product is annotated as 39S ribosomal protein L15, mitochondrial. Gene Ontology annotation, molecular function: structural constituent of ribosome. Lineage: Eukaryota; Metazoa; Arthropoda; Insecta; Hymenoptera; Diprionidae. Gene Ontology annotation, cellular component: mitochondrial large ribosomal subunit. The record is from RefSeq and is a predicted model, not a curated record. The transcript is spliced from 7 exons. Bases 1218 to 2102 code for a protein of 294 amino acids. Gene Ontology annotation, biological process: translation.